AUGAAGGCUGUGGGCGAAGAGGUGGAAGAAUUGUGGUUCGAAGACACGCAACUAGAUAUGAGGACUUUGGCGAAGUUUGUCGGCUUCACAGUUUUGUGUUUCUACCACAUGCGAAGAUGGGCCACUGUGAUUCAGUUGGCGCAAGACUUCAACAGCGUUAGCUGUGGCGAGUUUUCUCCGACUUUUUUUGCCUUCAUCGUUGGUGCGCAGAAAGAGGUGAUGAAUUUGUCUGGCAGAAUUUUGAAGUUAAGGCUGGCAUUGUGGAUAUGUUAGUAACUAAAGAUGUGUUAGUUGAAAUUCCGAUAAAUCCCAGGAAGACCUGUUUUUUCAAAGUCUCGACCGUACGAUAUUGUUUUGUCAAGGAGAAAGUAUCACACAGUCACACGUUGUCCUUGUCCUUCCUCUAAUUCCCAACUCAGCGAGGUAUAUCCAAUCAGCCAAGGAGAAGUUCAAAACCGAGCAAGACCAAGUCCCAAGAAAGUUGUUGCGGCAGCUUGCCCUUCUCGGUCAACUCUCCGAACCGGAAAAGCUGUACAACAAACGCAUCUACUACUACGAAAAUUUGACGUCAAGGCAGAAGAAACUUCAUUCAGCCUGGAAGCAGACGGAAGAGUUCUACAACUUGACGUACCAGCUGAUCUUCUCGACUGUCCCCGCCGCCAUUGAGCAAUUGCGGAAGAACCGUGUCGUUUUAGCAAGGUUCAUCCACCAGAAGCACGUCUAUUUGCAUCCGGUGAAGAUUCUAGAUGAGGCUCAGAGUGCGAUUAUGAAGCGGAACCUGGAGGACAUGGUGAAGUCCCUGAUUGGUAGUUACCACAUGGCCGUAGAGUUGCUGCGCAAACGGCAAAUGACGCUGCUAGCCACUCAAGCGAGCCACGAGUUGGGGAACCUGAAGUGGCUGGAAGGCGACAGAAAAGCGGCUGGGACCGUGUGGUCAGAGGGUGUGGAUGGC
Molecule: messenger RNA, 952 nt
Organism: Amoebophrya sp. A25
Lineage: Eukaryota; Dinophyceae; Syndiniales; Amoebophryaceae
Source: the annotation of a GenBank genome assembly